Messenger RNA from Telopea speciosissima, 603 nucleotides. RefSeq lists its product as uncharacterized. The record is from RefSeq and is a predicted model, not a curated record. Lineage: Eukaryota; Viridiplantae; Streptophyta; Magnoliopsida; Proteales; Proteaceae. The transcript has a single exon. The coding region runs from base 1 to 603 and encodes 200 amino acids.
AUGGGUGGCUGUUUCUCUUGCAGAUCAUUUCCAGAUUCCUUUGAUGUUAUUCGCGUGGUUCACUUCAAUGGCUCAGUGCAAGACUUCGAUGAUCCACUCACGGUGGGUGAUAUCACAGGAAAGCCACCUAAGUAUUUUGUUUGUACCCCAUCACAACUUAUUUCCUUCAACUCCUCAGAAGCUCUCUCACCGGAUACUCAACUUCAACGAGGAAAUAUCUACUACGUAUUACCCUUAUCUGCUCUCCAGUGGGAAGCUUCACCGGUUGAUUUUGUUGGUAUAGCAACACGUCUUACCAAGGUUGCUAAACGUUCUGGAUCCAUUAAUCAUGCUAGGAGCCCACAAAGUAGUCCAGUUUUGGAUGUAUUGCAGAGCCUGGGAAGAUCUAAGUCAACACCAGAACGAGUUAAACCGAUUUCUGAAGAGGUUAUUACAAGUGUCGAAUUAAAGGAAUCUGUAGAACAUGUAAAGAUGGAUGAUAAUCAUAAAAUAUCUUACAGAGCUCAGUCAUGGAAACCAAUCCUUGAGACUAUCAAGGAAAAAUCAUUUGGCCGUCGAAGUGAGUCAGAUCUUCCCAGCCCAUUUAUUAAAACACCUAGAUAG